Messenger RNA from Synchytrium microbalum, 963 nucleotides. RefSeq lists its product as uncharacterized. Gene Ontology annotation, molecular function: ditrans,polycis-polyprenyl diphosphate synthase [(2E,6E)-farnesyl diphosphate specific] activity. The coding region runs from base 1 to 963 and encodes 320 amino acids. Gene Ontology annotation, cellular component: dehydrodolichyl diphosphate synthase complex; endoplasmic reticulum membrane. The record is from RefSeq and is a predicted model, not a curated record. The transcript is spliced from 4 exons. NCBI's taxonomy places the organism in Eukaryota, Fungi, Chytridiomycota, Chytridiomycetes, Synchytriales, Synchytriaceae.
AUGACUGUCACAAUCAAUGAGCAGCAGCAGCUGAAGCGAACCAAGCACACGAAUCCAGUCCCAUCAUCAUCAGUCCUCCAUUAUUUGUUCUUGAUCUGUAUCCAAACACUCGCUCUGAUACAUUGGUGUGAACGAUUUGCACUCUUUCAACUAGAUCGCAUCCGAUAUCUAAUACUCAAAGCACCUCCAACGCCAUCAUCAAUUAAAUCAGAUGUACAUCCCCUGUCGAAACUGCCUGAUCAUGUCGCGCUAGUGUUUACUGGGGUGGGAUGUCGUAGGCAGCAUUUGAAUCAUCGAGAUGGGAAUAGUGCUAAUGUUAUUCUGGAAGAGGUGGAGGAGAAAGAAGCAGAAGCUGUACAUAGUGUUGGAGAAAUGGUUUGCUGGUGUGCUGCUGCUGGAAUGUCACAGUUGACUAUUUAUGAUGAACAUGGUCUUUUAGAAAGAUCUAGUGUACAAAUAGCAACCGAGAUUGCAUCGCAAUCUGCUCUCUUCUUUUCACAAGCAAGGAGCAAGUUUCCAACCAUUCAGGUUCUCGUAUCUGGAAUACCUAUAGAAGAACCGCCCAUAUUCUGCGCUCCUGCAACAUUACGUCUCAAUAUAAUCUCAUCAAAGGAUGGCCGGCAAGCCAUUGUUAAUGCCGCUCAAACUCUAGCGAAAUACCGUAUAGACAAGAAGAUGCCACUUAAAAGUGACGACAAGAAUGUAGGCAAACGGAAAUCGGUCCAAGAAGAUGUCACUGUCGAAUCACUUCAUAGUUUAUUGACCACCAAUGGCUUGGAAGAACCUCAACUUGUAUAUGUAUUGACGGGAGUCACAGAUCCGUUGACUCUUGUAGGAUUUCCGCCGUGGCAGAUACGUCUUUCUGAAUUUUGGCAUGUACAGGGAGAUGGACGAUUACGAUAUCUAGACUUUAUAGCGGGCUUGUCCCGAUAUGGCACUGUACAUCAACGAGUAGGAAAAUAG